AUGUUUGUGUCAAAGCCCAACACUCGUUUGCUUUAUGUUGAUGACUGCCUAUCAACCUCCUACGUUCAAACCUGUGAAUCUACAAUUGAGAGAGGUUUCGCUUAUUUGGAUUCUCUUACGUCCAACAACGCUUUCAGGAUAGAGCGUGAAGAGUGGGAGGAGCCUGAUAAUAUCCAGGGUAAACCCUGGUAUAGGGUAGUCAUAAAUGGUACAGGCCUCGCUUUGUCAAAGUUUACAGUUGAACAAAGCAAGCUGCUUGCGGUUGCUGCUGCCAUCGCCACUCGCUGGUGUUAUCGCCACCACCGUCGCCCUUCACUGCGAAAAUUCGGGGCUGUUCAUUUUCUUCUCUUGCCUGCAAUAUGUGUCCAGAAGCCCCUCCUUGAAUUUCAAAGAGCGAAGCUGAAGUUUGAGGCAGAAUUGCAGCAGGAAGCAGAAAAUGGGGAUUUCACCUACAGCAUUGUGAGGCCGACGGCUUUCUUCAUGAGUUUAGGUGGGCAGGUUGAGUUGGUAAAGGAUGGGAAGCCAUAUGUAAUGUUCGGAGAUGGCAAACUAUGCACCUGUAAACCCAUCAGCGAAGAGGAUUUGGCCUCUUUCAUUGCUGACUGCAUCUCUUGUGAAGAUAAAAUUAACAAGAUUCUCCCAAUUGGUGGACCAGGAAAGGCAUUAACACCACUUGAGCAGGGAGAAUUGUUGUUCAAACUUUUGGGCAAGGAACCCAAGUUUCUGAAAGUUCCAAUAGGAAUGAUGGACUUUGUAAUCGGCAUUCUUGAUUUUUUGGUUAAAUUCUUCUUUUCUCUGGGAGAUGCUGCAGAAUUUAGAAAAAUUGGAAGGUAUUAUGCUGCAGAAAGUAUGUUGGUGCUUAACCCAGAAGAUGAAUGA
Nymphaea colorata (pocket water lily) is the source of this 879-nucleotide messenger RNA. Its product is annotated as divinyl chlorophyllide a 8-vinyl-reductase, chloroplastic-like. Gene Ontology annotation, molecular function: oxidoreductase activity. The transcript is spliced from 2 exons. NCBI's taxonomy places the organism in Eukaryota, Viridiplantae, Streptophyta, Magnoliopsida, Nymphaeales, Nymphaeaceae. The record is from RefSeq and is a predicted model, not a curated record. Bases 1 to 879 code for a protein of 292 amino acids.